GGCCUGAAACACAGUGGGCCUGGCCCUUUUUUCCUUUUGUCCUGGACCUGCUGGUUGCCCCUGUGCCUCUGGGGCACGUGGCCUUCGGGCCACCCACUCCAUUCUUCCUGCCUGCAUUCUCCUCCACGUGACGUGCUCCUGGUACACGUGGUUGGAACAGUCAAAAGUCAGCAGAUUUAAGUAGAAAUUUGGUCACUCUACACACAAGGCAAACUAGAAGUCUUACCUCCAAAGAGGAAUUGAAUUCAGCGUUGGAGCAGUAAAUUACUGCAUUGUGUGAGCUCCUGACAGCAUGGAGAGAAGAGAGCAAGCUGGGAGAACCAGGAAUGAAAGAGUUUUGAACUGCAUAUACCAAAAUCCUAAUGCAAUUUUUAAGCUGAUUUGCUUUCCCUGGGCAGGAGGUGGCUCCACUUAUUUUGCCAAAUGGGGCCAAAAAAUUCAUGACUCACUGGAAGUGCACUCUGUAAGGCUUGCUGGAAGAGAGAGCAGAUUUGAAGAACCUUUUGCAAGCGACAUGUACCAGAUAGUGGAUGAAAUCGUUUGUGCUCUGCUGCCAAUCAUCCAGGAUAAGCCAUUUGCAUUUUUUGGCCACAGCAUGGGAUCCUAUAUUGCUUUCAUGACGGCACUGUACCUAAAAGAAAAUCACAAGCUAGAACCGAUGCACUUCUUCGUGUCAAGUACAACUCCUCCUCAUUCCAAAGACAGGUUUCAAGUUCCCAAAAGUAACGAGCUGUCAGAAGAGGAGCUGAGCCGGUAUCUUGUGGACUUCGGCGGCACUCCCCAGGACUGCCUUGACGACAAGGAGUUUUUCCAGCAAUACGCUCCCGUGCUGCUGGCGGAUGCUGACAUUAUGCGUAAUUACACCUUUGACGCACCCUCCAAGGCUGUCAUUUCUUGUGACUUAACAUGUUUCCUGGGCUCUGAUGAUAUUGCAAAGGAUAUGCAAGCCUGGAAAGACAUAACCAGUGGAAGUCUUGACGUUCAUGUGCUUCCUGGAGACCACUUUUAUCUUAAGGAACCUGCCAAUGAGAAUUUCAUCAAGAACUACAUAGCCAAGUGUCUGGAACUAUCGUCGCUUACUAAUUGUUAGAUCUCUUCCUUGUAGUCUUAAAAUAGUCCAGGUGUCCGCACGCUACGCUUCUCAGUUACUCAGAUGUAUGCUUAAUCGUUUUCUUCAGAGAUCGGAAAUUACACACUUGCUACUCAGGGUGAUUUGUUAAACAUAAAUCUAUUUCCUCAUGAAGCAUGUGUGUACCUGGGGACAAAAGUCAGAGAGACAACAAACACUUCUGACGAAGCCCUUUGUCUUCAUGUUAGAAUCUCACUUGAUUCUCUUCUGGGGGAAGUGUGCAAAAUCCUGCUUGGUAAAUUAGCCAUUUAUUUGCUUCAAUUAUUUAAUGGUGAAAGUGAUUAACAAGGGAAAUGUUUGAAAUUAUUGUUCGACCAAAACACUGUGGGCUCAAAGUUUGAUCUAAUCUUUAGAAAUAUAGGGGAGCCCAUUUAAUAAGAAAAUUUAAACUACCACUUUGUGAAAAGAAGAUGGCCCUAAAUCAGUUGUUGUCAUGUGUACCAGCAAGUCCUCAGCAUGCCUACAACCCUGGCCCUCCUUCUACACCAACUGCCUGUUGGCCGUGUGGUGCCCUGCUACCCUGGCAAAGACUGGCUGGGGCCCACAGUGAGCCCUCCCAGUGACAGCAAGCCCACAGUCUGGCCCGUGGUGUAGGGGGUGACCAAGCACAAAUGCCAUUCCAGCCAGGCUGCCUUGGCGUCACUCUGUGACAACUGAAACCUGGCAUAGGGAGAAGGCAGAAGCUGGAAACAAACAGGAACCAAGAGAAAAAGGAAAGCUUUAGAAGAGUCAGAGUAACAGUAGCACACUACAAAUGGGAUCCACAGAUUGCUACUGAAGGGGGCGAACAGUCACGGCACCUCUGGAGCCACACAGCCCCUGACCUCUGUCACCUUCCAAACCACAUCAGCCUCUUCAAGGCCUGACCAUGCAAUCAGAUCCCCCUGAUUUGCCUGUUUCCUUCAGCUCUUCACAAUAAAGUCUACUACUUACUGCAACCAACGCCUCUUCCUUACAUAGAAUUGCAUAUUAAAGUGCUACAUAGGAAAUGUGAAAGCAUCAGUGUGUUUAUGAACAUACAAUAUGGCUUCAUAUUUUUGUUAUUGUUUUAAGUAAUGUGCAUACAGUCUUAGUAAGAUUAAGAAAAGUACACACAGGAAACAUUCCUCCUAAUAGGUCAUUCCUUUUUA
Messenger RNA from Oryctolagus cuniculus (rabbit), 2259 nucleotides. RefSeq names its product S-acyl fatty acid synthase thioesterase, medium chain. NCBI's taxonomy places the organism in Eukaryota, Metazoa, Chordata, Mammalia, Lagomorpha, Leporidae. The record is from RefSeq and is a predicted model, not a curated record. Gene Ontology annotation, biological process: lipid biosynthetic process.